GUGUCCCUGUCUCCCCUCCCUUCUUCCUGUCCUGCGUCCAUUGGCGGAUUUCUCUUCGGCCCCGCCCAGCGACUGGCCUCUGGAGUGACGCAUGCGCAGGAGCCCACCGCUGCCGCUGCUUCAGCACCAGAGCCCGGACAGCGGCGCCGCCCACGGGCAUGGACGGUGGUAGCAGCCCCAGCUGCUGCAGCGAUCUUCUCUUUGCCAGUUUCUGAACCGCAAGCAGCGGCCUGAAGGGAAUACAUUAGCCCCAGAAGGCAGCUGCCGGAACAAGUAGGAAGAACCCCUCCGUAGAUCCUGCUGGAAGAUCUUCUCAGUAAGCCUGCAUCAGGUCCUAGACCAAAGCCAUGGCUCCCGAGGCAAGCCCAGAGAGAAGCUGCUCCCUCCACACCUGUCCCCUGGAAGACCCAACCGGGGCUCCGGUACCACCACCAACAGUUUCCACGCUGCAGGCUGUAGACCCAACCAGUCCGUUAACAGCUGGCCAUUUUGCCUUUCCUCGAGCGCCUCAAGACUAUCAAGAAGGCAGUUCGUUACUAGGAUUUGGAGACCAAGCAUCUCUAUGUGCCCAUAUCUCCAACCUCAACACUUCCAUAGACCCCUCUCAGCAUGAUGGGGUCUGGAAGCCACCUUCUAUGCAGCGCCAUGUGGUCAGUGUCAGGCAGGAACGCACUUUCCGGAUGCCGAAGAGCUAUUCUCAUAUGAUUGCUGAGUGGCCAAUGGCUGUGCUCCUGGGGUGUCUGGCCUUCAUCUUCCUCUGUACCCUAGCUGGAUUGUUGGGAAGCCCACCGCUUGACUUUUCUGAGCCUUUACUGGGUUUUGAGCCUCGAGACACAGAGAUCGACCGAAAGCUAGAAGUUUGGAAAGCCAUGCAGGCCCUCACUGGCCCCAAGAAUCUGUUUUCUCUUUCCCCAGAUCCUGAGGUGAACAGCUCAAGCCUCCUCAGCACCCUGAGCCCUGCAGCCUGGGGCAGGGCCGAGGAAAGUGUGGUCCGGACCAAGAGGAUGGUGGGGCCUGUGGAAGUCAAAGAAGAGGAGAACUUCUUUUGUGGUCCCCCUGAGAAAAAACUUGCAAAACUGGUGUUCGUGUCCACCUCUGGGGGAAGCCUGUGGAACCUGCAAGCCAUCCAUUCCAUGUGUCGCAUAGAACAGGAGCAGAUCCGCUCUCACAUCAGCUUUGGGGCUCUGUGCCAGCGAUCAGCAGCCAAUGAGUGCUGCCCCAGCUGGUCCCUGGGAAACUAUCUGGCUGUGCUGUCUAACCGCUCCUCCUGCCAAGACACCACCCAAGCUGAUACAGACCGCACACUGGCCCUGCUACGGUUCUGUGCCACCUUCUACCACCGUGGUGUCCUGGUGCCUGCUUGUGUGGGAUCUGGGCAGGACAAACCCCCAUUUUGUGCCCAAGUUCCCGCCAAGUGUACCGGAAGCAGCGCUGUCUAUCAACUCCUGCACUUCCUGCUAGACAGAGACUUUCUGAGUCCCCAGACUGCGGAUUACCAGGUGCCCUCCCUCAAGUUCGCCCUGCUCUUCCUGCCCAUUAUAAAGACCUCCUCUCUUCUAGACAUCUAUCUGGACGGCCUAGGUGACCCGAUUAAAGUUUCUGACAACUACACAUCUAUCAGUGGCAUGGACUUGGGCCUCAAGCCCAGACUAUUGAAGUACUACCUAGCAGAAGAUACCAUGUACCCCUUGCUAUCCCUGGUUAUCAUCUUCUUUGGCAUGUCCCUCUACCUGCGUUCACUCUUCAUCACGUUCAUGUCACUUCUAGGGGUGCUGGGCUCCCUAAUGGUGGCUUUCUUUCUUUACCAUGUGGCAUUCCGCAUGGCCUACUUCCCCUUUGUCAAUCUAGCGUCUCUCCUUCUGCUUAGUGGUGUCUGUGUCAAUUACACACUCAUCUUCUUCGAUUUGUGGCGCCUCAGCAGGGGCCAGGUGCCCUCCGGGGGCCUAGCACACCGUGUGGGCCGUACCAUGCACCACUUUGGCUACCUGCUCCUGGUCUCAGGCCUCACCACCAGCGCGGCCUUCUACGGCAGCUACCUGAGCCGCCUGCCCACAGUGCGUUGUUUUGCUCUUUUCAUGGGCACCGCUGUACUAGUGCACAUGGGACUCACACUGCUCUGGCUUCCCGCCACCGUGGUGCUCCAUGAGCGCUACCUGGCACACGGCUGUGUGGCCCAAGCGCAGGGCCAGAGGGGUGGCACCGACCCCCUGCGGCUGUUGCUGGCGUUGCACAGACGGAUUCGCAUUCUUCGCAAGAUUUUUUCCAUCCUCUCACGCCUGCUCUUUCAACGCCUGCUGCCCUGUGGUGUCAUUAAGUUUCGAUACAUCUGGAUCUGCUGGUUCGCGGCGUUGGCGGCAGGGGGCGCCUACAUCGGCGGCGUCAGCCCUCGCCUGCGACUGCCCAUUCUACUGCCACUUGGCGGCCAGUUCUUCCGGUCUAGCCAUCCCUUUGAGCGCUUUGAUGCAGAAUACCGCCAGCAGUUCCUGUUCGAAGAUCUACCUCCAAAUGAGGGCGGCAACUUGCCAGUGGUUCUGGUGUGGGGAAUCCUGCCAGUGGACACUAGUGAUCCCCUGGACCCUCGCACCAACAGCUCAGUGGUAAGCGAUCCUGACUUCUCGCCCAGCAGCCCCGAGGCCCAGGAGUGGCUCCAGGCUCUCUGUCAGGGAGCCCAGAACCAGAGCUUCUUUGGAGACCAGCCAGAGGGUUGGCCUACGCUGUGUUUAGUGGAAGCCCUGCAGCAGUGGAUGGAAAGCCCCAGCUGUGGCCGCCUGGGUGCCGAUCUAUGCUGUGGCCAGUCAGAAUUCCCCUGGGCCCCCCAGCUUUACCUGCACUGUCUGAAGAUGAUGGCUCUGGAGCAAAGUCCUGAUGGCACACGUGACCUGGGACUCCGCUUCGAUUCUCACGGCAACCUAGCAGCUCUAGUUCUGAAGUUUCAGACCAACUUACCAUACAGUACAGAGUAUGGCCCAGUCCACCAUUUCUACACUGAAGUCAGCCGCUGGCUGUCAACAGAGAUGAGCAAGGCACCUCCUGGGCUCAACAAGGGUUGGUUCACCAGCACCUUGGAGCUGUACAGCUUACAGCAUAGUCUAAGCACAGAGCCUGCCGUGGUGCUCGGUCUGGCUCUGGCACUAGCCUUUGCCACACUGUUGCUGGGCACUUGGAACGUUCCCCUCAGCCUGUUCUCUGUGGCAGCCGUGGCUGGCACUGUGUUGCUCACUGUGGGCUUGCUGGUUCUUCUUGAGUGGCAACUCAACACUGCCGAGGCCCUCUUUCUCUCUGCCUCUGUGGGCCUCUCUGUAGACUUAACUGUUAACUAUUGUAUCUCCUAUCACUUGUGCCCCCACCCAGACCGCCUGAGCCGUGUGGCCUUCUCCUUACGUCAGACCAGUCGGGCCACAGCAAUGGGGACUGGAGUGUUGUUUGCCUCUGGCGUGAUCAUGCUGCCUUCCACCAUACUGCUCUAUCGAAAGCUGGGCAUCAUCGUCAUGAUGGUCAAGUUUCUUGGCUGUGCCUUUGCCAGCUUCUUCUUCCAGUCCCUGUGCUGUUUCUUCGGGCCAGAGAAGAACUGUGGGCAGAUCCUAUGGCCCUGUGCCCAUCUGCCGUGGGAUGCUGGGACUGAGGAUCCCGAUGAGAAGGGGCGAACAGGGCCACCAGGGUUCUCUGAACACUAUGAGUUGCAGCCCCUGGCGCGGCGCCGGAGUCCCAGCUUCGACACCAGCACAGCCACCAGCAAGCUUUCCCAUCGGCCUUCCAUACUCUCUGAAGACCUGCAGAUACACGAUGGCAGCUGCUGCCUCCAGCACGCCCAAGUCCCUGUCUCACCAAGGGAUCUGCUCCUGGACCACCAGACAGUCUUCAGCCAGUGUCCGGCCCUGCAGACCUCUUCUCCAUAUAAGCAGGUUGGUCCCAACCCCCAAACCUGGAUCAGGCAAGAUUCCCAGGGACAGAAAACUGAGCCCUUGCAGGCCCUGCCAGAAGGCCCUGCCCACUGCCCUAAGCCCAAAGUCGUGGAAGAGCUCCCUGACGGCCUGUGCUCCUCAGCCAGCACCCUGGAGGGACUCAGCGUCUCAGAUGACACCUGUGCCUCUGAGCCCAGUGUCCGUGUGCCAGAUUCUGUGGGCACCUCCCCAGAAGUCAUGAAUGGCACUGGGCACCCCAUACUUGAGCGGGGUCAGCUGAACGGGAAACGUGACACCCUCUGGCUGGCACUGAAGGAGACCAUCUAUGACCCAAACAUGCCCAAUUCUCACCACAGCAGCUUGUCCUGGAAGGGCCGUGGAGGGCCAGGUGAUAUAAGCCCCGUGGUACUUCCCAACAGUCAGCCAGAUCUUCCAGAUGUUUGGCUCCGUAGGCCUAGCACCUACGCCUCUGGCUACAGCAGCUGAGAGAGGCCAAGGAAGGCCAGACCAGGGUCCAGAACCCUUUGGUGAAGAUAAGGCAAAUGCCACACUAGCCUAGAGCCUGAAGGUAUUUCUCCAUAUGGACAUGAUGUCUCACCCUCCAACUAUGGAUUCUAAACCCUGCCAGAUGUUCCAGCCUUGAUCUCUUUGCUACUUACCCCUAUAUCUGGAGGAUUCAGUGGGAGAGCCUUGCAAGGUAAUACCAGGCUCUCCCUGUGACCAGCUGAGGACUCAUCUGCCCCCACAGUGCCAACAAGGACCCCCUCCUCUGGAAAGGAGGUCAGAUGUGCAGUUCCAGGUAUCGGGGAGGCUGAUCAGCUGUCUCCCAGGUGGCAAGAAGUUCAGUGAAGCUAAGGUACUCCAUCUUGGGGAUCCUGUUGGAGUACCUCACUGACUAGAAGAACCCUUAAGAACCUCCACAGCCUACUGAAUCUCAUCCCUUCUCAUCAGCCCUCAGUCAGGACUCUUCACUUCUUGGGAAGCUUCUCUGGGCCAGAAGUGAGCAUGGCCUCUGUCCUGCACUGUCCUGUUCCAUUCAUACUCACUGGUGUGACUAGACAUUCUCCAAAAGCAGAAUGGAGAUGGAUGCGAGAGAGAAGCAGGAGGAGACCUUAAUGUCCGCUUUGGAGCAUCCCCAAAUUCCAAGAAGGCUCCCCUGCUAGUGAACAGUAGUCACCCCUUCCCACUGCCACACCUGCCAGUCUUCUUGGACUCUGGUAAAUUUACCCCAGAGUGGCCAGCAUUUGAUCCAGACACUGACUAAAGGAUUGAUUGUUACCCAAAGUCAUGUCACUGGGUAGCAGCAGGGUCUGCUCCUGACUCAUGCUGCCACUACAGCUCCCUGUCUCCUCCUGACUGUCUGCUUCAGGGCCCCUGGCCCCUGGCCCCUGGCCCCUGGCUGCCUUGAUCCUUGGCUUCUGGCAAUUACCUACUCUCUUUUAUUGAGCAUCUCUGGGUGAGCCCUCCCUCCUCUCUGGGCCUCCACCUCCAGAAAGAGUUGUAAUCUGAGUAGGCCCUGGAGUUCCUCAUUUCCUUUGAGCUCCCGAUGCCGACUAGCAAUGGGCCGACCAGAUCACAAGCAGCUGAAGCUUGGGCUUCAAGGGCAUGCCUUUUCCAUGGCCGAGAGGACAGACAGGCUUCACCAGAAGGGGUACUGAGGGAGAGAAGAAUGUAAACAGAAUCUAGUUAAGACAGGAACACAGAGUUGCUCUUGUGGGGUUGUCCAUGAUCUUGAAGGUUCUCUAGGUCAAUUCCCCAGUUUCUAAAGACUAGGCCUCUCUAGGGUACCAGGAAGACUCAAGACCCGUAAGGUUGAUUGAUGGCAUGCAUCCCUGAUUGGCAGCAGAGUGCUCUCCUGACUUAUUCAGCCACUAUAGCUGCCCUCUUCCUCCUAAUCCUCCUAACUGACUGACUGCUUCAGGGCCAUUGGCUUUUUCCACCAGAGCACGACUCUGUCCUGAGGCUUUAUCUCACGUGACACUAGGCAACAUUAGCAAGUUAACCUACUGAACACCUGCACUGGGAAUGGUGUUAUAAGGAAGAGAGAGAGGUGUGAAAGAGAACACCUCUCUGCUUCUGCCGGGAAGCAGGCAUUAGUGGGACAGUGUCACUACUGAGCUCAGGUACCCAGCAUGAGGUGACCAGGAAGAUCCCUGGAGAGGGAUGGUUUGAGCUGGGCUUCAGAAGAUCAAUCAUAUCAGACAGGAGGGGCACAGGUUCAACUCUAAAUGUCCCCUAAGGACCGCUCUUUCAAAGAACUCCUGUGUCUAAAACUCCUGCUCCAAUGGGUGUGAGCUUGAGGGGGGCCACCAGCUCAACUUCCUUUUCUAGUGUAGCUCUCCAGGUCCCAAGAUCGUGGCAUGAAGUCCACUAAGCUAGGCCAUUUUAUAUAUGAGUUCAGAACGGAAUUUUUCAGUGCCAAACAAUCUGAGGCAAAGCCAGAGGCAGGCCAGAGGACAUUUUUGUUUUAUUUUGUUGAGUUCUCGUGUUAUCAAGACCUACCUCCCACCCCAAGUAGCCCAGGACAAGUGGAGCAGAAACUCAAAUGAGAACAUAAGAAUGUGGAAAACAGUAUCCAUGGAGAACUAGUUCCAGCCCACCCCUCACCCUCCAGCAUACCAAAAUCUGAGGAUGCUCAAGUCCCUUGUGUAGAAUGGUGUAGUAUUUGCAUAUAAUGAUGCAUAUUCUCCUAUACACUUUAAAUGGUCUCUAGAGUAUGUAUAAUGCCUAAUAUGAUGUAAACACUAUGUCAGCCCUUACACAGUGUUGUUGUAAUAAUGACAAGAAAAAUAAUGUGUGUGUGGUG
Rattus rattus (black rat) is the source of this 6708-nucleotide messenger RNA. RefSeq names its product dispatched RND transporter family member 2 (gene Disp2). The transcript is spliced from 8 exons. NCBI's taxonomy places the organism in Eukaryota, Metazoa, Chordata, Mammalia, Rodentia, Muridae. Bases 348 to 4388 code for a protein of 1346 amino acids. The record is from RefSeq and is a predicted model, not a curated record.